This is a messenger RNA of Capsicum annuum, 1458 nucleotides long. RefSeq names its product methionine gamma-lyase-like. The coding region runs from base 50 to 1315 and encodes 421 amino acids. Gene Ontology annotation, cellular component: cytoplasm. The transcript has 2 exons. Gene Ontology annotation, biological process: transsulfuration. Lineage: Eukaryota; Viridiplantae; Streptophyta; Magnoliopsida; Solanales; Solanaceae. Gene Ontology annotation, molecular function: pyridoxal phosphate binding; carbon-sulfur lyase activity. The record is from RefSeq and is a predicted model, not a curated record.
AUUGCUUUUAUCUUUCACCCAAAUAACAAGGUAACUUCAUCUUAUACUUAUGGCGGGUAACAAUGAACGUGGUCAUCAUGAAAACUUCAUCGUGGACGAUCCAACAGCUGCAUUAGCAAAUGUCCGCCAUGAAUUCGGCGAGCAUGGCGGCGUUAACAUGUCCAUAGAAGCCUCCAUCACAUUCACUGUCAUGGAAUCAGAGAAUUUACCCCGCAUGUUCACUGGCGAACUUGGCCCUGACAGUAAUUUCUUCAUCUACGGUUGCCACUUCAAUCCCACUGUCCUCAAUUUGAGCCGCCUCAUGGCGGCUCUCGAGGGCACUGAGGCAGCUUACUGUACUUCCUCAGGCAUGUCAGCCAUCUCAUCUGUGAUUCUCCAGCUGUGUAGCUCUGGUGACCAUGUGGUGGCUUCACGUACAUUGUAUGGCGGGACACAUGCUUUGUUCAUGCAUUUUUUGCCUAAGAAAUGUAAUAUAACAACUUCGUUUGUUGAUAUUAGGGAUUUGGAUAUUGUUGAUGAAGCAAUUGUGGAAGGGAGAACGAAGGUGUUGUUCUUUGAGUCAAUUUCUAAUCCAACAUUGAUGGUUUCGAAUAUACCAGAGUUGUGCAGGAUAGCACAUGAUAAAGGGGUGAUUGUGGUGGUGGAUAAUACAUUUGCUCCGAUGGUGAUGUCGCCGGCGAGAUUGGGCGCCGACGUCGUUGUUCAUAGUGUUUCUAAAUAUAUUAGUGGUGGUGCGGAUGUUAUUGCAGGUGCAAUUUGUGGACCAGCAAGUCUGAUUAACUCCAUGAUGGAUCUUCGUCAAGGUGCACUUAUGCUACUAGGUUCAACCAUGAAUGCCAAGAUCGUGUUCGAACUUUCAGAGAGACUUCCACACUUAGGCCUAAGAAUGAAAGAGCAUUGUAAUAGAGCUCUUGUCUUUGCUACUAGAGUGAACAAUCUUGGGCUCAAAGUCAUUUAUCCAGGUUUAGAAACCCAUCCAGACCAGGCACUUCUCAAGUCCUUAGUCAAUAAUAAAGAGUAUGGUUAUGGUGGGAUUUUGUGUGUAGACAUGGAAACUGAAGAAAGGGCUAAUAGUUUAAUGAAUGUUUUGCAAAAUUGUACACAAUUUGGGUUGAUGGCAGUGAGUUUGGGUUAUUAUGAGACACUUAUGUCAUGUUCAGGGAAUAGUACAAGUAGUGAAAUGAACAAUAAAGAGAAGGAGUUGGCUGGGAUUUCACCUGGAUUAGUGAGAAUGUCAAUUGGUUAUUAUGGUACAUUGGAGCAAAAAUGGAACCAAUUUGAGAAAGCAUUGUCACGAAUGCAACAUAUAAAGUGAAUGAACCAGCGGAUGGGUUGCUCUUUCCUUAACCAGAGGUCUCAGGUUCGAGCCCUGGGUAUGGAAAAAUCCUUGGUAGGGAGCGCUCCCCCGAAUAGGGCCCUAUGCGGCGCAAAUCCAAACUAGUCAGACUCCAAUACGGA